AUGUCUCAACUUCAACAAAUGCAACAAUACCAAGCACUCCAACAAAUCAUGCAACGUAACACGUUUGAACAACUCCAAUCGCAACCGCCGGUUCAACUUGACGAUGAUGAUGAAGAAGUCGUCCCCGAAUCGCCACCGCAAGAGCUCAAGCGCAAAAAAAACAAGGGGAAGGGAAAGAAGGUUGAAAACGUACCCGAAACCGCGCCAAAAAGCGGUUCGAGAGCAAAGGGUAGACCUUGGACGAAAGUAGAGGAGGAGGCACUAGCAAUGGCGUUUGUUAAGUCCUCUAUUUGCCCGAUAAUCGGAAACAACCAAACGAGUAGUAGUUUUUUGAAGGCGACAACGGAUAGAUUUAACACGAUUAUGGAGCAUGGUCCGGCUCAUGAUGUCGAAUCCGUCUCGGGCAAGUGGUGUAAAAUGAGCAAGGUCAUCAAUCACUUUAACCAGAUUUAUAACCAAAUUUACACUUCCCCUCCUAGCGGGAGUAACGACGAGGACAUUCUUAACCUUGCUAUCGCCAAGUGGGACUCUCAAAAUUCAACGCCUUUCCCGCACUUCCGAGCAUGGAACGUUGUAAGAAAAGAACAAAAAUGGAAGCCGGUUCCAAAUGAGGUCGCAACGGCCAAACGGACUAAAACUUCCGAGUCCGGAAGUUAUAGUGCGGGAGGCUCCACCGCUCGUUGUCAAAUCGACAUAAACGACGACCCGGAAGAUGACGAGGAUGUGUUGCCCGUUCACGAGUCGGAACGUCCCACCGGGAGGGACAAAGCAAAAAAAGAAGCGGCCGGAAAGCGAAAAGGGGCCGGCUCGAGUGGAGGUGGCGGCUCGAGUGGAGGUGGGGGCUCGAAGGCAUCGUCGAAAAUGGACGAGUUGAUAAACGAAUUUCGUUAG
This is a messenger RNA of Helianthus annuus (common sunflower), 891 nucleotides long. RefSeq lists its product as uncharacterized. The record is from RefSeq and is a predicted model, not a curated record. The coding region runs from base 1 to 891 and encodes 296 amino acids. The transcript has 2 exons. Lineage: Eukaryota; Viridiplantae; Streptophyta; Magnoliopsida; Asterales; Asteraceae.